This is a messenger RNA of Paramecium octaurelia, 639 nucleotides long. The record is from the annotation of a GenBank genome assembly. NCBI's taxonomy places the organism in Eukaryota, Ciliophora, Oligohymenophorea, Peniculida, Parameciidae.
UGGAUUAAAUGCUGAAGUUGCACCAUCAUAAUGGGAAUUUUAAAUUGGAAUUGCGGAAGGCAUUGAAAUAGGAGAUCAUAUGUGGUUGGCAAGAUAUAAUUUAGAAAGAAUUGGGGAAGAAUUUGGAAUCGAUAUCAACUACGAUCCUAAACCAAUAUUAGGUGAUUGGAAUGGAAGUGGAGCUCAUUGCAAUUAUUCGACAGUUACAACUAGAUCUGAAGGAGGAUAUAGAUAUAUUGUAGAUAAAUUAAUGCCUAUUCUUAAAGAAAUCAUCUUGAAAUGAUUAGGUUAUACGGAUAAAAGAACGAGCUUACAUUAAGAAGUAGACAUGAGACAGGAAAAUAUGACUAAUUCACUUGGGGAGAUGGAUCAAGAGGGAGUUCUGUUAGAGUACCAAUAAUCACAAAAGAAUUAGGAUAAGGGUAUUUUUUAAUUAUCACCAUGUUUAGAUAUUUUGAAGAUAGAAGACCAGCUGCUAAUAUUGAUCCAUAUUUGGUUUCUGCAGCUCUAGUUGAUGUAACUUGUUUAAACAGUGAACAUCUUAAAUAAUUGAAUUCAAUUUUUUAAGACUCUCUAAAGCCUCAAGGAUAAUAAAUAUUUUAAAUAUAGGAGGAAUAAUUCUAGCAAUAAAAAGAAUGA